AUGGUGGGUGUUAGCAACGUAGAUUUCGAUUUGGUGAAAGAGGUUAAGGAAUUCGACGAAAAAAAAACGGGAGUGAAGGGUCUGGUGGAUGCGGGAGUGAAGGAGAUUCCCCGUCUUUUCGUGCAUCCACAGGAGAUCAUAGACAGUUACCCGACAGCCAAGGGUGCAGCGGUGAAGCUGCCCGUGAUAGACCUGACUGGGGCGGAGAGUGGGGGAGCAAGGCGGAGGAAAUUAGUGGAGGCAAUCGGUAAGGCUGCCAGAGAAUGGGGAUUCUUCAGCAUUAUCAACUAUGGCAUUCCGUUGGAAACAAUGAAAGCCAUAUUGGAAUCUAUAAAUAGAUUCCACAAGCUCUCAGACGAGGAGAAGGAGUCGCUCUACACAUACGAGAGGAGCAAGCUGGUGAAGUGGAACAGCAACCUCCCCGCGCAGAAAGGCGAUCCUACUUGUUGGAGGGAUGUUUUGAAUGUUGUUUACACUAACGAUCAUCUUGACCCUAAUGAAAUUCCUUCAGCAUGCAUGCAUACUAUUACAGACUCAAUAUCCCACAUCGGUGGUCCCUGA
Molecule: messenger RNA, 561 nt
Organism: Salvia splendens (bonfire salvia)
Lineage: Eukaryota; Viridiplantae; Streptophyta; Magnoliopsida; Lamiales; Lamiaceae
Product: deacetoxyvindoline 4-hydroxylase
Exons: 1
Coding region: 1-561 (186 amino acids)
Source: RefSeq, a predicted model, not a curated record